Messenger RNA from Cooperia oncophora, 339 nucleotides. The record is from the annotation of a GenBank genome assembly. Lineage: Eukaryota; Metazoa; Nematoda; Chromadorea; Rhabditida; Trichostrongylidae.
AUGGCAGAUCUCUUAGUAGUGGAGUCACUGCUACGUUGGUAUGGUUACUCCAUAGAGGACUGGGAACGAUCACUUUACGCGAACGCACCCAACGUCCAAAUAAAGGUUCCGGUCAUCGAUCGCUCGAAAUACAAGACUACUUACGAGGAGACGGUUUUACUCGAACCUGAAGGUGUGCAAGAGCAAAUCAACGCCCUUGUUGCGAAGUACAACGGUGCCCGAGCGUUCGUAAGGCCUUCCGGAACAGAAAAUAUUGUCCGUGUAUACGCUGAAGCAGAAACAUCGGAAGAAGCGUCAGCUCUCGGCCAAAGCAUUGCAGAUUUAAUAAAAACGUUGUAG